Messenger RNA from Symbiodinium pilosum, 1125 nucleotides. The record is from the annotation of a GenBank genome assembly. Lineage: Eukaryota; Dinophyceae; Suessiales; Symbiodiniaceae.
AUGGGUAGCAGCUUGAGUUGCUUUGAGGGUUUUGGCCCUCCCGCGAAGCCGAAAGGAAAAUUGGUCUUCAAGUACUUUGACAUGGCAGGUCGAGGGGAAGUCAUCCGUUUGGCACUGACUCUGGGACAGUAUAGCUUUCAGGACCUACGGCUCAAAGGAGAUGAGUGGGAGGCAAAAGAGAAGAAGGCUGCGCCGUACCACCAACUUCCAGUGCUCCUUAUCGAUGGGAAGCCGCUGGCGCAGACCAAGGCCAUCUUGAGGUAUCUUGGCAAAGUCACCGCCUUCAAUGGCCGGUAUCUCUAUCCGAGCGAUCCGCUCGUGGCGGCAAAGGUAGACGAGAUCAUGGAUGCGUUCGAUGAUCUUUGGAUUCUUCUCGCUCCGACCUAUAGGAUCGCGAACCAGCAGCAGAAGGAGGCGGCCCGGCAAAGGCUAUUCGCCCCGGGCGGAGAAGCCGCCGCCAUGCUGGAGAUUUUCGAGUGCACCCUCGCCGGGAGCACCAAUGGAUAUGUCGUGCCGCAGGCGGGUCUUUCUGUGGCCGACCUGAUGUACUUUUCUUUCCUCUGUGUCGUGCGGAGUGGCUUCAUGGAAGGCUUGGGCCCCGAGCUGCUCAAGAGCUAUCCUAGCAUCAUGAAGCACAAGGAGCUGAUAGCGGCCAUUCCCGAGGUUUUGCGGACGUGUGUGGGAUUUGCAGAGCUGAGUCUUGCAGCCUUGGAGAUGGAAGCAACCUACCCCGAAGCCUUGGAUGAAUACCAGACAAAAGAAUUGUCGGCCGAGCGUGCUUUGUUCCUGAGCAGCGCCAUGGGGGACCAGAAACCUCAGGAGAAGGAAGAAGGUGAUGAGGCAGAGCGGCCGAAGGCCAUCCUCAACUCUCGGAAGAGGCCCCGCGCUUCUGCCAGCCAUGUCUCGUGGGAUGAGGCCAACCUUGCGGAGCAUGACAAGGAGAGGGGCACCAGGCAGAAGAUCGAGGAGCCCCCCACUCCGUUUGUGCGCAGUCCGGCAUCAAUCUCCGAAGACGAGGCGGAGGCUGUCCCACCAGCCCCGGAGGCAGAAUCUAAUCCUCUCUCGCGCGACGCCGAGGCUUUCGAAGAAGCUGAAGCUCCUCUCAGAGGAGCAGGCAGCAGCUGA